AUGGAACCCAGCGCUGACUCGCUGCGGCAGGACCUGGAGGCAGAGCAUGUGGAGGUGGAGGACAGGACUCUGAACCCUUUCGCGACCAGCUUCCGAGUCCUGGUGGUGUCGGCUAAGUUCGAGGGGAAGCCACUGCUCCAGAGACACCGGCUGGUGAACGAGUGCUUAGCUGAAGAGUUCCUGCACAUCCAUGCCUUUGAGCAGAAAACUCUGACCCCAGAGCAGUGGACCUGACAGCGGAGGGAAUGAAGGACCCAGGCCUGAACAAGCAUUAAAUUUUAAAUCUGGAAAAAAAAAAAUAAAAAAGAAAAGGAAAGAAAACUAAUCAUAAAAGAAGGAAGAAUAAAUUUAAGACUCUUCAGGUUUUCUGCAAAUGUAAAAUUACAUCAC
Molecule: messenger RNA, 390 nt
Organism: Rattus rattus (black rat)
Lineage: Eukaryota; Metazoa; Chordata; Mammalia; Rodentia; Muridae
Product: bolA-like protein 2
Exons: 1
Coding region: 1-234 (77 amino acids)
Biological process (GO): intracellular iron ion homeostasis
Cellular component (GO): cytosol; nucleus
Molecular function (GO): 2 iron, 2 sulfur cluster binding
Source: RefSeq, a predicted model, not a curated record